AUGAAAGCCAGGCCACAGGAACUUCCCUGGUGGAAUAUUGGCAAUUCUUAUGCUGUUCAUGGCAUUGAAUGCUUAGGUGAUGGACUAGCUGAUCUGGUAGAACAGGGACUUGGGGUUUUUCUGAAAGCAAGACCCGAAGCAAAAGAGGGCACAAUAGGCAAAGAUCUCGCGGAUUCGUUCAAUCUGCCUCUCUCUUUUAUCCCACUCUAUCUGAGAUUCAACAAGUGUUGGAUUCAUUUGAUCAGGAUCUGA
This is a messenger RNA of Oldenlandia corymbosa var. corymbosa, 252 nucleotides long. The record is from the annotation of a GenBank genome assembly. Lineage: Eukaryota; Viridiplantae; Streptophyta; Magnoliopsida; Gentianales; Rubiaceae.